Messenger RNA from Pistacia vera, 1326 nucleotides. RefSeq names its product galactinol synthase 1-like. Bases 74 to 1090 code for a protein of 338 amino acids. Lineage: Eukaryota; Viridiplantae; Streptophyta; Magnoliopsida; Sapindales; Anacardiaceae. Gene Ontology annotation, molecular function: glycosyltransferase activity. The record is from RefSeq and is a predicted model, not a curated record. The transcript has 4 exons.
CCCCGCAAGAUCUCAACCUCUCCCGCCUUCUCGCUCUCUCCCUCUCUCAGUCUCUCUAGUGAGCUCUCGCAAUAUGGCCCCCGAACUUGUUCAAGCUUCAGUGAAACCAACCGGAUAUGUUACUAAACCCGCGACCUUACCGAGCAGAGCAUACGUUACCUUCUUGGCUGGUGAUGGGGACUAUGUAAAAGGUGUUGUUGGGUUGGCCAAAGGUUUAAGAAAGGUUAAAACUGCAUACCCAUUGGUGGUGGCUGUUUUACCCGAUGUACCAGAGGAGCAUCGUAAGAUUUUGGAAUCUCAGGGUUGUAUUGUAAGGGAGAUUGAACCCGUUUAUCCACCUGAGAACCAGACACAGUUUGCCAUGGCCUAUUACGUUAUCAACUACUCAAAACUACGCAUCUGGGAGUUUGUGGAAUACAGUAAGAUGAUAUAUUUGGACGGGGACAUCCAGGUAUAUGACAACAUUGAUCACCUAUUUGAUUUGCCUGAUGGGCAUUUCUACGCAGUGAUGGAUUGUUUCUGUGAGAAAACUUGGAGCCAUACCCCACAGUACAAGAUCGGGUAUUGCCAACAACGCCCUGACAAGGUCAAGUGGCCAGCUGAAAUGGGCGAACCCCCGGCACUCUACUUCAAUGCUGGCAUGUUCGUUUUUGAGCCCAGCCUCUCUACUUAUGAUGAUUUGUUGGAAACUCUCAGAGUUACUCCUCCUACCCCUUUUGCAGAGCAGGACUUCUUGAACAUGUAUUUCAAAAACAUCUACAAGCCAAUUCCUCUGGUUUACAAUCUUGUUCUUGCCAUGUUGUGGCGUCACCCAGAGAAUGUGGAGCUCGACAAAGUGAAAGUUGUUCACUACUGUGCAGCGGGAUCAAAACCAUGGAGGUACACAGGAAAGGAAGAGAAUAUGCAAAGAGAGGAUAUUAAAAUGCUAGUGCAGAAAUGGUGGGACAUUUACAAUGAUGAAUCAUUGGAUUACAAAAAGCCAAUCGCGGGUGUUGAUGGUGAGACUGAACCUGUCAACUUGCAACCAUUCAUAGAUGCUCUCUCAAAUGCUGGCGCAGUUCAGUUUGUGGCCGCCCCAUCGGCUGCUUAAGACUUGAUGCACUGUUGCUUUUCAAGUAGAAGACUAAGAGAUGCAGAAUACAUUUAAAAAGUCUUAAGGUACAUGAAAAUAGGUCAUUUGUGGGGAAGGAGGUUUUAAGCUUUCGUUUUUGCUUUUGUCUUUUCUUCUCUUGGCGCUACUCUUACUGUAUGGGUAUUGUUGAUGAUAUGUAUGUGGUUAAAUGUAAUAUUUUCUCCAAGGGUGAAAUGAAUAUACGUAUUUCUCAA